AUGCCUCGAAUGGAGAUGGCUUCCUUCCUCGCCCUCAUCGUUCUGGCUUGCCUGUCUGUCGUGAACGCAGCGGCUCUCUCAGCGAACUAUCCCAUUAACUCACAGCUCCCGCCAGUCGCGCGAGUAUCACAACCGUUCCGUUUUGAAUUCGCCGAGCGAACCUUUGCCAACAGUGACUCGAACACCAAGUACUCGCUCUCAGACGCACCGUCAUGGCUUUCAGUGGACAGUGGCAGCCGCGCACUGCAAGGAACACCACAUUCGGAUGAUACGGGUGCGAAGAAAUUCAAGCUCGUGGCAUCCAAUGGACCGGAGUCCGACAGCAUGGAUGUUACCCUCAUUAUUACCGCGGAUCAAGGACCAACCGAAGGCACGCCUCUUGUGCCGCAGCUACAGACUAUCGGACCGGUUUCUUACCCUGCAGCAUUGUUUCUGCACCCCGGUCGUUCUUUUUCCAUCACCUUUGACCCGGCUACCUUCCAUAAUACCCACCCUUCGACGAUAUACUACGGAACAUCACCUCACAACGCUCCCUUGCCAUCGUGGAUGGGCUUCGAUCCUACCACACUCCGAUUUUCCGGGAAUACGCCCUCUUUCCCCGGAUCGGGGCCGGAGGUUUUCACUUUUCAGCUUGUUGCUUCUGAUGUCGCGGGUUAUAGUGCUGUCAACUCAACCUUCCAGCUCGUGAUUGGCCCGCAUAUCCUGGCUUUCAAUGAGACUGUGCAAACCUACAACUUGACUGAGAGGAGACAAGUUCAGCAGACAGUUGACGCAGAUCUACCUGAUUGGUUGUCCUUGGACGAAGACACACUCUCGCUUAGUGGGACUCCGCCCAAGGACGCUGUGAAUGAGAACAUAACCAUCACAGCAACCGAUAGUUUUUCAGAUGCGGCGAAGCUCAUGGUUCGUCUACAGUUCAACGAGCUAUUUCUUGAAACGGUCCAGGGCUGCCAAGCUACUAUCGGCGAGGACUUUACUUUUGUUUUCAACAAGUCCAUUGUCACUGAUGACUCGGUACAACUGGACGUGGACCUCAGCGACGACCUGACCUCAUGGCUCUCCUACUUCCCUGAUAACAAAACUCUCUACGGACACGUCCCCUCAGAUAUGAAGGCGCAGAAGUUCAACAUCCCUUUGAAAGCACACCAAGGGGAGACUGAGAACACCCAAGACUUUGAACUUGACGUUCUUAAACCAUCUCAGACCCAUAACACCUCUUCUGACCCCUUCUCCGACUCAUCCAACCCCUCGCAUAGGAAAGCCGGUAUCAUCGCCAUAUCAGUUGUUAUUCCAGUUGUUGUAUUCCUCAGUGCUAUAAUCCUUUUCUGCUGCUGGCGCCGCAGAAGAAAGACACCCACUGUUGAGGAAGGACAGGAACCUUUCCAGGCUAAGUCGUUGCCGCCGCCGCGCCCUGUUCGACCAGAUAUGCCGAACUGCCAACCUAGUGCCGGUGGCAGAGAAUCCCAUGAUGAUAAUUCUGACGGAUGGAUGAGCCCGAUCUCACCAGCAUCGGAAAUCCCUAAACUCGAACUGGGCCCAGAGUGGAACGUGGCAUCGUUUGAAAAGCAUGAGAAGUCGAUGAAGGUGAUCCCAGAGCCCGUCCCACCCCCGCGCUCCCCCAAGCGGGCCUUCAUCCCUCUGCGAGACCCGGUCAAUGAAGCGGACAAGAAAUCCCCAGAGAAGUCUCCCGGUAAAAAGAAGAACCGCCUUUCCUACUCGAAUAGCCCUGGUAUGCGUCGUCGCACUAGCCAACGUUCUCGACGUGAGCCUCUCAAGUCGAUCCAGCCCCGAGCCAACAAAAAGCGCGAGUCCAUCCAGUCAUCCCGAUCUAAGCGUUAUUCCAAGCGCUCUAGUGGCAUAUCGACAAUGGCAACCGGUUUGCCCGUGCGACUAAGCGGUGCUGGACACGGUUCUGGCGGAAUUGGACCCCCAGGCCACGGAAUGGUUCGAAUGUCCUGGCAAAACACGGACAAAUUCUCAAUCAUGAGUGAUGAGACCAGCUUAACAAACAUGACCCCACUAUUCCCCCGACCUCCCGCCGCCGCAAGAACGCGCCACAGCAUGGCAUCCAGCAUCCCAGAAAAGCGAGUGACACUGCGAACCGUCGAGCCAGACGAAUCCACAAUCUCAGAAGCCGACUCUAUCGAAGCCUUCGUUCAAAACCGGGCCAAAAACCGCAAUUCCUCCAAUCCCCUCUUCUCAGCGCAAAUCAGCCGCCGCACAUCAUCCGGUCUCCGCGCCCUUGAACGAGCCCGCAGUAUCCGCAGCCGCGCCGAUACAGUCUCCGUCUCCACAUUCAGCGACGAAUACCGCCAAUCGAUCCAAGGCCGACCCUACUCCACCGCGAUGUCGGUAUCCGAGUAUGGGGAUGAUAAUAAUCGCUUCUCGCACUACCAGACGCUCCAACCGCCGCCGAAUCUCUUCCCGCUCGCGGAGGGGGGGAGGGAAGAGUCAGAGCCAGUUGAGUCUAGCGCAGGAUUAUCGCAAUGUCGUCUCGCCGCUUCCGAGGUUUUGGAGUGA
This is a messenger RNA of Penicillium waksmanii, 2520 nucleotides long. RefSeq names its product putative transmembrane glycoprotein. Gene Ontology annotation, cellular component: membrane. NCBI's taxonomy places the organism in Eukaryota, Fungi, Ascomycota, Eurotiomycetes, Eurotiales, Aspergillaceae. The record is from RefSeq and is a predicted model, not a curated record. Gene Ontology annotation, molecular function: calcium ion binding. The transcript has 2 exons. Bases 1 to 2520 code for a protein of 839 amino acids.